This is a messenger RNA of Periconia digitata, 1321 nucleotides long. The record is from the annotation of a GenBank genome assembly. Lineage: Eukaryota; Fungi; Ascomycota; Dothideomycetes; Pleosporales; Periconiaceae.
GUAUCAAUCAUGUAUAAAAAUACAUUCAUGCUUCAACGUGGAUGUAUAGGACAACACCGUUCGAGCUGUACGCGUCAACGACUAUCUACAAUGUAUCUAGAAGUACCCGUGGUGGGGUGGUGCCUUGGGACAAGCUAUGCAAAAUCGAGCAACUUUGUUGGCCGUGCCGGCAAUGACGACGUAGAUACGCUUCCCUUCUCUGCCUGGAGUCCUUCAGAGGCAAAAAUGAGGCUGAAGCCACGGAGCAGAGACAGCAUGAAGGCAAUGAAACCAAGGGGGCUGCGUUCUGGCUACUGGAAGGCACGAUCGACGUGGGUCUUGGCAAAUACACUAGGUGCACUUGCGCUGCGGCUUUGACCUCUCUCUUCCAAUCUCCCCACUAUCAACAACAAUCCACCCUCCCCAGCGAGACCUACACCGUUUCUUGCCUCCUACCACUCUUGCAACCUCCAUUCUCUUCACCACUCCAAUUCACACCCCAACCCCCUUCACUCCCCACAUUCAAACUUCACAAUGGGUUACGAGGACUCUGUCUACCUGGCCAAGUUGGCCGAGCAGGCCGAGCGUUAUGAGGAGAUGGUCGAGAACAUGAAGGCUGUCGCCGGCGCAGACCAGGAACUUUCCGUCGAGGAGCGAAAUCUUCUCUCUGUCGCUUACAAGAACGUCAUUGGCGCUCGCCGCGCGUCGUGGAGGAUCGUGACGUCCAUCGAGCAGAAAGAAGAGUCGAAGGGCAACGAGGCUCAGGUUGGUCUCAUCAAGGAGUACCGCCAGAAGAUUGAGGCCGAGCUCGCCAAGAUCUGCGAGGACAUCCUCGAGACUCUGGACAAGCACUUGAUCCCCUCUGCUGAGAGUGGCGAGUCCAAGGUCUUCUACCACAAGAUGAAGGGUGACUACCACCGUUACCUUGCCGAGUUCGCUAUUGGCGACAAGCGCAAGACAUCUGCCGACGAGUCGCUCGAGGCUUACAAGGCUGCCACCGAGGUUGCUUCCACCAGCUUGGCCCCCACCCACCCCAUCCGUCUUGGUCUCGCCCUGAACUUCUCGGUCUUCUACUACGAGAUCUUGAACUCGCCCGACCAGGCCUGCCAAUUGGCCAAGCAAGCGUUCGAUGAUGCUAUUGCCGAGCUCGACACCCUCUCCGAGGAAAGCUACAAGGACUCCACUUUGAUCAUGCAGCUCCUCCGGGACAACCUUACUCUGUGGACUUCCUCCGAGGCUGAGACCAGCAAUGAGCCAUCCGCUGAGGCUGCCGCUUCAUCUGAAGCACCCAAGAAGGAGGAGCCGGCUGCCGAGGCCGCCCCUGCAGAGCCCAAGGCUUAGA